CGCGCCGGAAGUAGCGUAGCGGGAGGGCGGAAGUGAGGGCGGCGGCCGGCAUGGCCAAGCAGUACGACAUGGUGGAGUGCCCGUUCUGCGAUGAGGUUUCCAAGUACGAGAAGCUCGCCAAAAUCGGGCAGGGAACCUUCGGGGAAGUGUUCAAAGCCAAGCACCGACAGACGGGCAAAAAGGUGGCGCUGAAGAAGGUGUUGAUGGAAAAUGAGAAGGAGGGGUUCCCCAUCACAGCUCUGCGAGAGAUUAAAAUCCUCCAGCUGCUCAAGCAUGAGAAUGUGGUGAACCUCAUAGAAAUCUGUAGGACCAAAGCCUCUCCAUACAACCGCUGCAAAGGAAGUAUCUACCUGGUGUUUGACUUCUGUGAGCACGACCUGGCUGGCCUUCUCAGCAACACCCACGUCAAGUUCACGCUCUCAGAGAUCAAGAAAGUGAUGCAGAUGCUAUUGAAUGGACUUUAUUACAUCCACAGGAACAAGAUCUUGCAUCGAGACAUGAAAGCUGCCAACGUUCUGAUCACGCGGGACGGAGUCCUGAAGCUGGCAGACUUUGGGCUGGCUCGAGCUUUCAGCCUGGCUAAGAACAGCCAGCCGAAUCGCUACACCAACCGUGUUGUGACCCUGUGGUAUCGGCCACCAGAGCUGCUGCUAGGGGAGCGGGACUACGGGCCCCCCAUUGACCUCUGGGGUGGAGGCUGCAUCAUGGCAGAGAUGUGGACCCGCAGCCCCAUCAUGCAGGGGAACACGGAGCAGCACCAGCUCACCCUCAUUAGCCAGCUCUGCGGAUCCAUCACGCCAGAGGUCUGGCCGAAUGUGGAUAAGUAUGAGCUGUACCAGAAGCUGGAGCUCCCCAAGGGCCAGAAGCGCAAGGUGAAGGAUCGCCUGAAGGCCUACGUCAAGGACCCCUAUGCACUCGACCUCAUCGACAAGCUGCUGGUGCUGGACCCGGCCCAACGCAUCGACAGCGAUGAUGCGCUGAACCACGACUUCUUCUGGUCAGACCCCAUGCCCUCGGACCUCAAAAACAUGCUGUCCACCCACAACCAGUCCAUGUUCGAGUACCUGGCCCCGCCGCGCAGGAGGGGUGGGCACAUGCCCCAGCAGCCAGCAAACCAGGGCAGGAAUCCUGCGGCUACCAACCAGACUGAGUUUGACAGGGUGUUUUGAGCGGGGUCCUGGCUGGGCUGCUCUGCGGGAUGUGUUGAGCAGGGGCAUCUCAGCAGGGUCUCUCUCUCUCUGAUCAGGGACUUCCUUCAAGGCCAAGUGCCUGGUGGCUUUACCUGAGCCCUCCCCUCGCCUUGUGCAGCAGCUCUGCCACCAAGGAGCUGCGGGGGGCAGCUGUGUGUGUGUGAGUGUGAGUGGGGAAGUGAUGCCUACGAGCCCGCAGCUGUUUCCCUGUGGCUUUGGCACAGCCCGUGUCCCCAUGGAGCAGUCCAUAUUGAUUAUGUUAAUCUUGUGAAUCGAUUGCUAUGGAUCUGAUGAUGGAGAAGCUGGCUCCGUCAGCGCUGGGGUUUGCUGCGGGGAGCCCUGCUGGGAGCUGUCUGCAGCUCUCAUUUGGUGUUAGCUCCUGUACUGCGUAUCCUCUGAGCACCCAGGUGUUGGUGUAGGAUGCUGCAGCUGCUUCUGAGUAAUGUGGGGAAAGCAGAGUGGCUCCAGGCUUAAUGACCAACUCUUGCUCCAGCCUUGAAGGGGACUUACUGGGCCGGCCAUGCUGAUGGAACUGGUUGCUCCAUACAUCCAGGAUUUACAGUAGGAAUUAGCACUCAGUGUGCUUUCUUGGCUCUGGAGUGCAAUUAAGUUCUUUGUGGGGCACACCCAGACAGCUGCCUGCUUGCUCCCCAUAGUGCUGAUGAUGGAGCUGGAGUUGCUGUACUCAGGCUGUGCUCUGGCCUUUGCUUGGAAGCAGCCCCCUGUCCUUGCAGUGCUUCACAGCAUGCUUGUGCUGGAGCUGCAAGGGCCGCUCUGCUUACAAACACUCCUGUGUGCAUUCCUCUGUCCUGGAGCCAUUUGUGUGCAGUCUGGAGCAGGACUGCUGCCUUCCCCGGGGACCAGGUGCACACCGGGCACUGCUGGAGCACUGGUGCAGAGCAAGAGCUCCUUCCCACCUUGUCUUCCAUGACUGACCUCCAGCUGGAGCUGGCUGCCUUUUCCCAAGCCACACGAAUCCCCAGACUUUCCAAUGAGCGACGUGUACAAAAUGCAGGGGGUUAUAACCUUUGCCAUUUGAUAAGUUGUCCGUUAACCAGGAGGUAGCAGAGCAGCUCCGCACGCACGGCAGCGGGCAUUGGACUGGUGUGAGAGCAGUGGAUAAGGAUGAUAAAGGACACCUAUAAGGUAAAUCUGACAUGGUGGAGGGCUCUGGAAUAGCGCCUGGGUGCGGAGGGGACUUGAUGUGUCUUUUUUUCUUCUUCUUUUUUUUUUUUUUUUUGGACAAAUGAAGUUGGUCGCAAGCAAUAAGCCAGAUUGCUCUGUCAGUUGUGAAUAAACACGGUGCCGUUCCAAA
This is a messenger RNA of Tympanuchus pallidicinctus (lesser prairie-chicken), 2505 nucleotides long. RefSeq names its product cyclin dependent kinase 9 (gene CDK9). Gene Ontology annotation, biological process: protein phosphorylation. The record is from RefSeq and is a predicted model, not a curated record. Lineage: Eukaryota; Metazoa; Chordata; Aves; Galliformes; Phasianidae. The transcript has 7 exons. The coding region runs from base 51 to 1169 and encodes 372 amino acids. Gene Ontology annotation, cellular component: nucleus. Gene Ontology annotation, molecular function: ATP binding; cyclin-dependent protein serine/threonine kinase activity.